CCCGUUUGAGCUAAAUUCCACGUCCGCGUCCGUCGCCCGUGGCACACGUCGUUUCCUCACAUCCAGUACGCCUCAACCUCUCUCUCCCCACGAUUUCCAACCUGGUCGUUGUAUUUCAGGCUUAUCAGAGUCCGCGACGCCAUCCCCGAUCAGUCAUCAACCUAGUUGCUGAAUUCGUAGCGCCGCCCUUUGCAUCCUCCCCCAGACGAUCCCCCAACGCCGCACGACGACCACCUCCUUACGAUACUCUCCUCUACCCACCGAUUCACCUGCAACAACAACCAGGUGCUAGCUGCCUUGCAUGUCAACCCUUCACGUACCCAUCCUCCAUCCCAUCCGAGUCCGAUGAUUACAAGACUUUCGACCGUGAGCAGCUACCUGCCACAAUCGGCCACAGCCUGGACCAAAUCAUCGAAGAUCAGGCGAAGGCCAAGUGCUUGACAUCAUAUUCGUUGAUAUUCUUGUCUCGGAGAUAUCGCGAGACUCUAUCUGCUCCAUGCAGGUUGGUCCUCCCUCCUCCCUCAGCUUUAGAUGCCAUGUCUCCCAAGACCCAAGACGUGGACAGGCAGUUGUACUUCUGGGCCCAUUUCUGGGCAUCGAGCCUUCCCAUAACCGACAUCCUCCUGUUUGAUCGGCAAACUAAUCAUAUCUUGCCACUCGCCCUUCCCAAACGCUCUUUUCCCCGUUCUCAUCGCUUCGCAUUGUCACUGACAACCUUCACGCCUUACAGACUUCCACGCGAUCUCGAGAUCCGGGCGCAAGCUUCGCCGCGCGUAAGGGACAUCUUCCUCAGCUCUCCAUCAGCGACGAAACCCAUCAUGUCACUGAAGCCAUUGGGUUCAUGUAUGGCGAUGAUAACGAAACAGAUAUGAGAAGCCAUUCCCUACAGCAGCAGCAACGGCGUCCACACCACAAUCACCGUCGUCGACCCUCUAACCCCGACCACCAUGUCAUGCAACAACCAGAAAUCACCCUUAAUGGUAACCACAUGCCUCGAGACAUAACCCCAAGAAGACGCUCUAUCCCUCGAAAACAACUCCCUCCUCGAGACCCACAAAACGCCAUGUCCAUUGAACACCAGAAUGGAGGCUCACAAUCAUUUCCUGCUCUUGAUUCUCCCCCCGAUUCGCCUGCCCCUUCUGCCUCAACAAAGCCCUCCUCGCGGCAGAGGUCUCCUUCCGAAACCGCAACCUCCCAUUUCCCCCUCAAUGAUAUUGAAUAUGAAUCCAGCCCAGCGGCUGUGGCGCAAGAGCUGAGCAAUUUACAAGCCUUGAGGAGGAUGUCCAUGAGUGUUGGCGCUACAGACGAUCCAGAUCUUCCCCAGCUGAACGCUGCAGCAAUGCCUGGGAUGCCUUCAUCCUCGGCCAGUGAAGACGACUCAUCGCGGCUUUUUUGGGUACCUGCAAGGCUACAUCCAGAGCUUGCUCCCAAAGAGUUCAAAUCAUUUCUCGACAGCAAAGUGGAGCAGAUCAGGAGGAGAUCUGGCGAGUUAUCCACACUGUCCAGCCCUAACUCCUCUCGCUCAAACUCUCUAAAGGUCGAUGAGGGUGGUGGUGGGCUCCGCCGCAAGAAAUCAAUGCUGUCCCGUCAAAUCAACAGUUCAGUUGGCUAUCAGGACGGGGCUGAUCGUUUGGAGAGGAAGAAGUCGCAGUCUCGUCGAACAGCCCCCAACGAUCCGAAUCUACAAGAGUUGGAAAAUCUUGUGGCCCACACAGUUGGUUUGACCAAGCCGGAGGUGCCUCUGAGUCCACCCCAAGAGGCUACACCGGAUGUCAUACUCCCAUCAGUGCCCGGGUCAAGCCUGAAGAGAUCCACAAGAACUACGUAUCGUCGGGGCGGUGGCGGGAGUCUCAAGGGCAAGGGCUCGGAUCGGGCGACCUAUGCUCAAAGGGCCGCUCGGAGAACGGCUACAAUGGGUUCCCUAGAUCCUGUAUCAGACACACAGGAAGCCGUACCAGCUAUUCCUGCUCUCCCUAGCUUUGGCUGGUCAGAGCCGUCAGAGGAAUCACCAGAGCCAUCGAGAGGCCAAUCCACAUCUCCGUCAAAGACUGCGCCCACCAACUUUUCGCGACCAGCGGGCAGAGAACCCUCCCCUCCUUCCUCCGUGGGUCACGCCUCACAAACACCCUCCUCCUUUGAGUCGAUGUUUGGCGAGGAACACAAGGGGAGAUCCAGCUUCUCAAGUAACCCUGAGUUAUAUCGCACACGGACUAGGUCCAAAUCACCACCAUCAAUGGGCUUCGAGAGGAAGCCUGUGCCGCAGAUUGUAGAAGUACCGCCGACCGAUGAUUUGGACUCCUCUGUUCAGCCAGCUCGACCAUCGUCAGCACCUUCGGUCCAACAACAACAACCACUGCGACAUCCAGAAAGGGUUUCGUCUCGAGAGGAGUGGAACAAGACCCCCUCUCCUCAACGGCCGGGAAUGCCUUCCCGCGAAUCUAUGCACAUGCUGACCAAUAAGACACAAAUCAUUUCCAACAAUCUUCCGCCUCAGUCGCGACCCUCACAAACACUCGAGCAACCCUCGCCUCUUCCUGGGAAUGACACCAACACGAGCAACCUUUCAUUUAUUCCUACUUUGACAGUCGACAAGCGAGCUGACAAUAAGAAAAAGGAAGACGCUUCGAAGAAAUCUGGCUGGAGUUGGGGUUCUCUUGUGGGAAAGCAGGAGGGUGACAAGGAGAAGAGUGAAAAGCCCAAGGCUAAAAUAUUGAAACCUCCACAGCAGCAUGACAAUACCCGACUUGAUGUCCUGCAGACUUCAAUCGAAGGAAACAAAGGCCGCGAAAGCAUCGUCCUCGAUCGCGAGGGCUUGAGGCUGGAAGAGGAACGCAAGAAGGAGAGCCAGCGCAAGUCGGCAGGGAGUGACGGCAAGAAAGAAAAAGAGGGCCUUUUCGCAUCACUCUUUGGUGGCAAAAAAUCCAAAGGGGACAAGGAAGAAAAAUCGCGAAAGUACCGAGAUCGUGGACUCUCGCCGGAACCACCGUACCGAGAACUCAGGCCCGACGUGGAUUACAAUUGGGCGAGAUUUUCGAUCUUGGAGGAGCGAGCGAUUUAUCGGAUGGCACACAUCAAAUUGGCCAACCCUCGGCGCGCGCUAUAUUCCCAGGUAUUGCUGAGCAAUUUCAUGUAUAGUUACCUGGCCAAGGUCCAGCAGAUGCACCCGCAGAUGAAUCUGCCGACCAGCGCAAAGCAACAGCGCAAGCAACAGUCGACGAAAGACCAGCAACCACAGCAACGGCAACCAGAGGAGUAUACCCAGUAUCAACGUUAUCAGCAGCAGCAGGAACAGCUUCAGUCUGGGCAACAAACAAGCCCUGCACAACAAGAUGCGGGAGGCGACGAGCAUGACCGAAUGGGACAAGCAUCUAGCUCCCGAGACAGCAACUACACGACGAACGCCAAUGAGCAGCCGUACACAGUUGGAGGUCACUCGUACAGCCACCAUCAACAACAGUCGCAGGGGCUUGGGCAUAACAGGUCUCGGCAAGAUAAUGAUGCGGACGAGAUGUGGUGAUGACUGGGUUGAUUGCAUUGUCAAUUUUGAAUUUCCCUUUGCACACAGGUGAUUUUCUCACCGAAAGUUUGUCUUGUUAUUUGUAUCUUUCUACGAAGCAGUCUGAAAGCGGUUCUCAGACGACUCUUGACUUGGAGAACAUUGAAAGAAGGAUGACAGGGACAGAGUCAGAAUCUUCAGCCCGAGUCGACAUAUUUUCUUUGAGCAUAGCGGAUGGAUACAUGAAACGAACAUGAGAUGGGCACAAGCGAACAUUGUUGAAGUUCUGAUAUGAUGGACUGGCCAGGUGCCGGAAGCCAGACACACAAGAUCAAGGCAGUAUCUUGCGGCUGUGAUAGCACGGGCCAAAGCAGAGUUGUUGAUUCAUUGGAGGCAAGUGAAUUCAGGGCGAGGGCAGCUUGAGUGGAUCUGUUUACUUUUCAUUACAGACCGAUGUAAUAUACUAGGAUUGGGAGUGCUCCAACACUCGAUUGAUCUAGGUUUAACAUUUGUACAUAGACGUCGCCGGGAUAAGGAGAGGGUGUGGGCAGUAGGGCGGGCAUAGUAGAAGCCCUGACCUUGAAUCAGUGAGGGAGGACGUGAAAUCUAGUCCUCUAGUGAUACGACUUAACGGCAAUGUCUAAUAUCUCUAUUACCAAAUACUUGAUAUGGGCAAGAUGGCAUAGUGGAAUAAGAGACAUACAGG
This is a messenger RNA of Exophiala mesophila, 4202 nucleotides long. RefSeq lists its product as hypothetical. The record is from RefSeq and is a predicted model, not a curated record. Bases 842 to 3517 code for a protein of 891 amino acids. The transcript is spliced from 2 exons. Gene Ontology annotation, cellular component: cell septum; cytoplasm. NCBI's taxonomy places the organism in Eukaryota, Fungi, Ascomycota, Eurotiomycetes, Chaetothyriales, Herpotrichiellaceae. Gene Ontology annotation, biological process: establishment of cell polarity; positive regulation of G2/M transition of mitotic cell cycle.